AAAUUUAGAUCAGUCCGGUUCGAAGCUCGGAUCGCGACGCUCAGCGUCGCCUAAAACCAAAAUAAAUACCCUCGUUUCAUCCGCGGUAUAAUCGAGACGUUUAUAUACUGAAUAAUUCCUGCCGUUCAUUCAUUCACCGAAUAAUAAUCGCCGAUGCUUUUUAUCUUCAGUUCGAGAUACCCUUAAUUCCUAAAUGCCAGUGAUAGUUUCAUACACUCUUGAGUACUUCCGGUUUUGCACCACUUAAGGAAUUCUACAACGAGAAAGUGCAACAUUGAGAAUGAACGAAUCUAGAGCUGCAGCCAUCCUUGCCAUUUUUCUGGCUUUAACAUCUUACGGUCAUGGAGCAAGAAACACCAUAAAAAUUGGUGCGAUAUUCCACGGCAAAGCGGAAGUUGAAACUGCGGUUUUGCAUUAUGCCGUAAAACAAAUCCGGAUGCAUCGAACCGCCGGUCAAUUCGAUCUGGAACCGAUUAUAAAAACGGUGGAAGUCGAUACCGAUGGAAUGGGCGCCGCCACUGCGGCCUGCGAAUUAUUGAGCGAAGGGGUGGCUGCAAUAUUUGGACCAAAAAGUGCGCACACGAGAUCCGUCGUCGCAAGUAUCGCUGCUCAUCACGAUGUACCUCACAUCGAGUAUGCCUGGCGACCAGUCGAGGAAUCGCAGCUCGAGUCAACCACCAUAAACGUUUAUCCACCCGGCAAAAACGUCUCCGAGGCGAUAGCUGCCCUGACAACGGCGAUGCCUUGGAAGCAAUUCAUCGCGAUCUAUGAAACCGACGAUGGUCUCUCGAGGAUCCAGGACGCGCUGAAGCUCCACGAGCCGCAGGAUGAUCCAGUGACUGUUAGGCAGCUCGGGGAAGGACUUGAUUACCGUUCUUUGCUCAAAGACGUCGCGACGUCGCGUGACAUAAACAUACUUCUUGAUGUCGAGUACGAUAAUCUGAUACGUGUUCUUCAACAAGCGAAAGAAGUCAACCUGAUGAAGGAUUAUCACACUUACAUAAUUUCCGGAUUGAAUUUUCCGGAUCAUCGGAUCGUCGAAAAUUUCAGACAGUCACCGGCGAAUAUCACCGGACUAGGACUCAUGAAAGACAGAAAGGAUGAACUGAAAGAUGCCCUCGAUCUAGAUAUCAAGGUUGAAGACGCCCUUCUUUACGACGCUAUUUUCCUCUUCAAGAAGUCGUUGGACGCCCUGAAUUUGGCGAAUAUUGACGCAGGUUCGCCAUUGAACCUCGUGCCAAAAUCGCUGGCUUGCAAUUCUGUGGAUAGUUAUUCGGCGGGGCGCAAUUUGACCAAGGCGAUACGCUCCGAAACUCGAGUCGACGAGCUGACGGGUCCGAUGGAGUUCGACGAAUUUGGACAGAGGCAAACGUUUCAAAUGCACGUUUGGGAGUUUUACAUGGACAGGUUUCAGACCAUCGCGAUUCAGGACUUCGAGGGAUUCAGGCUGACUCGGUCCGCUAAGGAGCGGCAGGAUGACAUCGAGAGUAAAAUUCAGAACAAUCGCUACAAAGUCACCACAAGACUCGGUUCGCCAUACUUCAUGGAGAUGCCACCGGGCUCAACCGAAGGUGUCGUUAUCGGAGAGAAGCGGUACUACGGCUACAGCGUCGACCUUAUCCAUGCGAUAUCCCAGAACCUUAAGUUUGAUUACGAGUUCGAAUUGGUACCCGACGGUAACUACGGCUCAUACAGCGAUGUCAACAAGACCUGGGACGGGCUUGUCAGGCGCUUGCAAGAUCGCGAAGCUGACUUGGCCAUUUGUGACCUGACGAUUAACCACCAGCGGGAAUCGGCUGUUGACUUUACGAUGCCCUUCAUGAACCUUGGUAUCAGCAUAUUGCACAUGAAGGUGAAGGACAAAGAACCGGAUCUUUUCUCCUUCUUGUCCCCGUUCACCAUCGAUGUCUGGAUCUACGUUGCUACUGCCUACCUGGCCGUUUCCCUCGCGCUCUUUUUCCUUGCCAGAAUCGCUCCGGGAGAGUGGGACAACCCUCAUCCUUGCAACCCAAACCCUGAGGAAUUGGAGAACAGUUUCAACUUGAUGAACUCGAUGUGGCUCAGUAUCGGAUCACUGCUGCAACAGGGCUCAGACAUUCUGCCAAAGGCACCAUCGAUCCGUAUGGUCGCUGGAAUGUGGUGGUUCUUCACCUUGAUCAUGACCUCCUCCUACACCGCGAACUUGGCCGCCUUUUUGACCGCCGGAAAAAUGGGCGACAGUAUAACCAGCGCUGAGGAUCUGGCCACGCAGUCCUCAGUCAAGUACGGUGCUGUCGAAGGUGGAUCCACGUCCAUGUUCUUCAAGAAUUCGAACAACUCGGUUUACCAACGGAUGUGGGCUGCUAUGAUGGAAGCCAGACCCAGUGUCUUUACAAAGAACAACGACGAGGGCGUUCAACGCGUACUUAACUCAAACAGCAAGUACGCUUUCAUCAUGGAGUCCACUAGCAUCGAGUACUACGUCGCAAGAAGCUGCGAUCUCGAACAGAUCGGCGGGUUUCUAGACAACAAAGGAUACGGCAUUGCCAUGCCAUUGAACUCACCGUACAGAACGUUGUUCAGCGAAGCGGUACUGAAGCUCCAAGAAAAGGGUAUCUUGCAAAAGAUGAAGGACAAAUGGUGGAAGGAGAGAGACCUCAGUGAGGAGACAGCAAAAUGCAACAAUACUGAGGAGGCGAAGACGGACUCGGACGAUCUUGAGUUGGGUUUGCCAAACGUUGGUGGUGUUUUCGUCGUUCUGAUGUGCGGCGUUUCGGCAGCCUGCGUAGUGGCGAUGCUCGAGUUCCUCUGGAACGUCAGAAAAGUCGCCGUCGACGAAAUGGUGACACCGUGGGAGGCGUUCAAGGCUGAGUUUAGAUUCGCGAUCAACAUUUGGGCCGAGACUAAACCGGUCAAGGUCGCAAAGAGCAGUAACAGGAGCUCCACUUCCGCUCUGCACACUGGCGCUGGACCGGGAAGAGCCGCUUCCGUCGCCAGGUCACUCGUAGGCUCCUUUCUCAGACUCGACAUGAUCGACAAGUUCGAGAAAGACAACACAUCGAACACCAGAAGCGGAAAUCAGAGAAAGAAUUGAAAUUUCGUUUCAUUAUUAUUAU
Diprion similis is the source of this 3095-nucleotide messenger RNA. Its product is annotated as glutamate receptor ionotropic, kainate 2-like. Gene Ontology annotation, cellular component: postsynaptic membrane; plasma membrane. Gene Ontology annotation, biological process: modulation of chemical synaptic transmission; monoatomic ion transport; synaptic transmission, glutamatergic. The transcript is spliced from 18 exons. Gene Ontology annotation, molecular function: glutamate-gated receptor activity; transmitter-gated monoatomic ion channel activity involved in regulation of postsynaptic membrane potential. The record is from RefSeq and is a predicted model, not a curated record. Lineage: Eukaryota; Metazoa; Arthropoda; Insecta; Hymenoptera; Diprionidae. Bases 281 to 3073 code for a protein of 930 amino acids.